Molecule: messenger RNA, 1528 nt
Organism: Chlamydomonas reinhardtii
Lineage: Eukaryota; Viridiplantae; Chlorophyta; Chlorophyceae; Chlamydomonadales; Chlamydomonadaceae
Exons: 5
Coding region: 415-1062 (215 amino acids)
Cellular component (GO): endoplasmic reticulum membrane
Molecular function (GO): oxidoreductase activity, acting on paired donors, with oxidation of a pair of donors resulting in the reduction of molecular oxygen to two molecules of water
Source: RefSeq, a predicted model, not a curated record
CAAAAUAGAGCAGCCCGGCAGGCACAUGCAGCUUCUACGCCCUUGUGGAGCUCGCAUGUUGCGCGCCAUGAUGCACAUUGCGCGGGUCAUGUGCAAUCGCUAUCUCUGCGGCAUGCUAUUCGAUACGACACAUGCACAUGUAUAAUAACUUCUGCACAAGGCAGAUUUCCGCCGGUGCCCCGGACCCAUCUACAAAAUGUAAACCCUGCGUGCACAGUCCUCGCGUUCUCCACGGACCACUCAAACGCAUGUCCAAUUCUCAGCCGGGAACUGACCCGGUGCAGCACCCGGCGCCCGAAAAGUCCUGGGGGCGUCCCCACUCGUGUGCCAUGCGCGCAGCGGCAACCGCAGCAACAAGGUGCAAAGGCGUCUAGGGCGGUAACGUCGGCAACCCCGGACGCGCCAGAGCCGGUGAUGGAGCGCGUCAGCAACUCAGGCGGCAGCCGAAAGGCCUUUGCCAAGGCCUUCACCUCGCUGCUCGGGCUGCAGCUGGCCAAACCCGAGGACCUGGAUCCAGACACGCUGCGAAGCCCGCCCUUUCCCCGCUACACCCCCGCGCUGUCCGAGCUCAGCGUGCAGCAGCUGCGGCCGUACUUCCUCAACCGCACCUACACAGACACAGACGUGGGCUACCUGGCCUUCUUCUCCGCCAUGCACCUUGUGGCGCUGGUGGGCGGCCCGCUCACCUACAGCCCGGAGUGCCUGCAGCUGUGCCUGGCGGGCUACGUGGUGACGGGCAUGCUGGGCAUCUCCAUGUCGUACCACCGCCAGCUCAGUCACAAGUCCUUCCGCUGGGUCAAGCCGCUCGAGUACCUGCUGGCCUACUGCGGCGCCCUGGCCUUCGAGGGAGACCCAAUAGAGUGGCCGUUCAAAUCGGUAAACGGGCAUCCUACCCGCAGCAUGUGGGCAUCUUACAUGGGCUGUGGUUCAGCUCCAGGCCGCCAGCCGCCGCCGGCGCCAUCCAUCACACCUGGUCGCGCAGGCAGCAGCACCACUACCAUCAGCACCGGGGCUGCAGCUAGCGGGCCCAUUAAGGGACCAGCGGGCAGCAGGCGGCGGUGACCCACGCGCACCAGCAGCAGCACCUUAUGCUGGAUCCCGUGCUGGCGUAUGUUCCGCGGCCGUACUGGGACCCGCAGGGCUGGUGGCACAUCCCAGACCGAUGGGUUGAUACUUACAAUCCGCCCGUGCACGCGUGGAGCAAAUACAGCAGCCUCGGGGGCGGCGCAGCCUCAGCGCACGUCUGUCCACCCGCACGCAGUAGAUAGGCGUAGUGGCUUGCGCUUCCGGACGCGGGAUAUGCCAUUGCAACGGGGCUGCAACGUGUAACGUAUUACCAGGUCGAGCAAUGCAUGCAUGCGCACGUGAGCACGUGGGUGUAAUCGGGGCUGGCUGGCACGAGUUUGAGCUGGAGGUGGAAGGAUGGACCACGCCAAGGGGCAGAAGAGGGUAGGUUGACACAUUACCGCAAACAUAUGUUACAAUUGAAGGGCGGGUCGUACUUAUCUCCCUGUAAUGCAUCUUCUUG